AUGGGGCGCCCCAAGGUUAGUCCCGAAAACCGCCUGCGGGCCAAUACAGCAUGCACCAAAUGCAGAGCCUCCAAGAAACGAUGCAGCGGCUCAUUCCCAUGUACCAACUGCAUUCGCAAAGGACACGCGCGCUCCUGCAUUCCAUUCAAAUCUAUUUCCCAGACUAGUCCUAGCAGCCACCGGGACCCGACUCCUCGAUCUCAAUCAAGAUUAGAUACGGUCCCGACAUGGAGCGCUUCCAAUGAGCUAUUGAAUACUCCCUUGAGCCCUCCGGUUCGUGCUGGAAGUCCGACCGAUCGUCUGCUGCAGCGGCAGCAGCGCCCGGCGGCAGGUUCACGCUCGCCUGAGGCAACGCACCGUACCCAUCCGCGGAUGUUGCGUAAUUUACAGGGAGACAGAGUAUAUGUUGGCAAAGCCGCGUCACUGUCGUUUCUGCAACUUCUUCGAGAGACAGUGUAUCAGCAUAUUGGGCCAUCGCAAUUCUCCCAUAAUUGGAGCGAGGAUAUGCUAGAAAAUGAAGCCCACCAUGACCCACUGAGCUUUUCCGAAGAUAGCUGCGGCGUGGAUGAUAAGCGCCGCUUCAUUUCGAAUUUCUACGCAGUGACAAGCGGCUUCCUCUAUCUGGGAUGCGACAUCGAAACACUAUUGACAAACCCCGCAGAGCCGAAAACUGAUCGAGAAAAGAUUCGUGCUGCCAUUGGAGAUCUGAUGAUUGCCAUCGGUGCUCAGUCAUGUUUGAACGAGCCCAACACGGUUCAGAUUGAGCGUUAUUUCAUUACUCGGGGGCAACGCAGGACUUUCGCCAACUUCCUAGAAGAUCCAAGUAUGGAUCUAGUACGGGCGUUUUUGCUCAUGUCAUUUUAUAUGUUCGGGGCUUGUCGCCGGAAUGCCGCCUUCAUGUAUUUGGGUGUUGCAGCUCGGUCUGCCGUUGCUCUGGGGCUACACGAGGAUUCUUCGGGAUUGGGUCAUCAGGAACAACAAGAAAGAUCAAGGUUAUGGAUGAGUCUCUGUGUGCUUGACCUCCUGGCAAGCUCCAUUCUAGGUCGACCAGCAGCUACAUCUGCACUCCUACCAGACUGUGGAGAUCGUAGCCGACAAACAGACACAGCGGGGGAAGCUGGCUUAUUUGCUUCAUAUCGACUAUCCUUGAUCCUAAAUGAAAUUAUCGGCCGUUUGUACGGCGACCAGGGCGCCUCUAUUGAAAAAGCCGAAAUACUGCUUGCCAAACUGAAUCGUUGGAGUCAACACCUGCCGGACUCCUUGCGUACCCUAGCUGACAACGAACAUCCUGACGAUGCACAGAAACGUGUUCUUGGAAACAUGCAUGUGGCUUGCUUAUACCACUUCGCGGUCAUUCUUCUGACCCGUCCCUUUCUUAUUUCCACGUUAAGUGUGCGCUUAGCACGGUUGCACCAGAACCUUUCCACAACUGGGCCGACCGACUUCCCCGACGAAGAUCCGGUGCACUCUCGACUAGCGGCAGCUUGCAUUGAUUCCGCUGUCUAUAUGCUUCAAACAUGUCUCGAAGUUCACCAGUCUGAGCUUCUCCUACGUAAUAUGUGUAUUCUUAAAGCAUUCGUCUUCGCAGCCGCCCUAGUUUUGGGAUUCUCGAUGUUUGCGCACCGAGAUGUGGACUCCGAAAUCGACAGUGCCUUCUCAGGGGCCUUGACCAUUCUCCGCAUGUUGGCGCAGCAAUCUGCUCAAGCGGCCCACUACCUGGAAAUCUUGACAUUGCUCGAAGCCGCAAUCACUGAGCAGCGACAACGCCUGGCAUCUCAAGCUCGCCAGCGUCGAAGCAAGUAUGUAAGUCGGAUCUUCAGCCUGACUGAUAGCCCAAAUGUGCCCCGUGCACAGAGUCAGAAUGAGAACCGACCCGACAGCGCAACCCCACAAUCAACACAAGGCGGCCCGCUAUUUCCCUGGAUUCCACAAGGCGACGGCCCGACUGCAACUACACCUCCAGUAUUCGACGGCGCAUUUUUAGAGUGGGAGGGUAUGGAGUUACCACUCUGGGAUAGCUUUCCUUUCACCGAACCAGGCUCAUGUGCUCUAUAA
Messenger RNA from Penicillium longicatenatum, 2055 nucleotides. RefSeq lists its product as uncharacterized. The transcript has 5 exons. The coding region runs from base 1 to 2055 and encodes 684 amino acids. Lineage: Eukaryota; Fungi; Ascomycota; Eurotiomycetes; Eurotiales; Aspergillaceae. The record is from RefSeq and is a predicted model, not a curated record. Gene Ontology annotation, molecular function: RNA polymerase II cis-regulatory region sequence-specific DNA binding; DNA-binding transcription factor activity, RNA polymerase II-specific; zinc ion binding. Gene Ontology annotation, biological process: positive regulation of transcription from RNA polymerase II promoter by galactose; DNA-templated transcription. Gene Ontology annotation, cellular component: nucleus.